Messenger RNA from Nothoprocta perdicaria, 894 nucleotides. Its product is annotated as syntaxin-3-like. The record is from RefSeq and is a predicted model, not a curated record. Bases 1 to 894 code for a protein of 297 amino acids. Gene Ontology annotation, biological process: synaptic vesicle fusion to presynaptic active zone membrane; intracellular protein transport; exocytosis. The transcript has a single exon. NCBI's taxonomy places the organism in Eukaryota, Metazoa, Chordata, Aves, Tinamiformes, Tinamidae. Gene Ontology annotation, molecular function: SNARE binding; SNAP receptor activity. Gene Ontology annotation, cellular component: endomembrane system; SNARE complex; plasma membrane.
AUGAAGGACAGGCUGGAGGAGCUGCGGAUGCGCGCACGGGAGGCGGGGGACCCCUGCGAUCCGGACGACACCUUCGCCUUCGAUAACCCUGUCUUCAGCCAAGAGGAGGCCGGUCCCAUGAGCAAGGUUUUCCAGGAGGGCUCUAAGCUCUCCCUGGCCCUGGACAAGCUGCAGGAGCUGUCUGAGAGCAUUGAUGAGAAGCAGCAGAGAGUGCUCUGCUGCACCACCGAGGAGAGCAUCUGCGAGGAGAAGAGAGGGCUGGGYGCCAUGAAGGCCUCCUUCACCAGCGAGGCGAAGCUCGUCCAGCCUCAGCUCAGCGCCAUGCACGAGAGGCUGGUGCGGGACAGCAGGCCGUGCGGCGCCGGCUACCGCAUCCGCCAGAACCAGCUCUCCCUCCUGGUGCGGCGCUACCGCGACAUCCUCACGCGGCACUACAGCAAGGAGACCCUCUACGUGGGGAAGCUGAAGGAGCAGAUCGCGAGGCAGGCGGAGCUGGCGGGCUUGAGCCUGCCCGAGAAGGACGUCGAGGAGCUGGCCGAGCGCCCCGUCGCCCCCCGCAUCGUGGGCCGCGACCUGGAGGUGCUGCGGGCCAAGCAGCAGCUGGCCGUGGCUCAGGUGCGGCACCAGCAGCUGCUGGACCUGGAGGCCCAAAUCACGGAGCUGCACUCGCUCUUCCUGCAGCUGGAGGUGCUGGUGUCGGAGCAGCACGAGGUCAUCAACAACGUGGAGCACUACGUGAUGCACACGCUGGACUACGUGUCCCAGUCGAGCGAGGAGGUGAAGAAGGCSCUGCAGUACAAGCGGCCGUCGCGGCUCGCGGCGCUGCUCGCCGCCGCCCUGAGCCUCUGCGCCUGCUGCACCUGCCUCUCGUGCCUGGCGGGCAGCGUGCGCUGA